Molecule: messenger RNA, 1173 nt
Organism: Pichia kudriavzevii
Lineage: Eukaryota; Fungi; Ascomycota; Pichiomycetes; Pichiales; Pichiaceae
Exons: 1
Coding region: 1-1173 (390 amino acids)
Biological process (GO): protein urmylation; tRNA wobble position uridine thiolation
Cellular component (GO): cytoplasm
Molecular function (GO): thiosulfate-cyanide sulfurtransferase activity; nucleotidyltransferase activity; URM1 activating enzyme activity
Source: RefSeq, a predicted model, not a curated record
AUGUCACUAAGCAGCGAAGAAUAUAGUAGAUAUGGGCGCCAAAUGCAAGUCCCGGUUUUUCAGGGAUUACAGGGGCAAAUUAAAUUAAAAACAUCAAAAGUUUUGGUUGUUGGUUGUGGUGGGCUUGGGUCUUCUGCAUUAUUAUACUUGGCUGCAUCUGGAUUAGGAACAAUAGGGCUAUUAGAUCAUGACAGGGUGGAAGUGUCUAACUUACAUCGUCAGAUUAUCCAUGACACAUCAACCGUCGGGAUGUAUAAAACAGAGUCUGCUGCAAGGAAAAUGAACCUACUCAAUCCACACUUGAACAUAAAUUUGCAUACUGAAUGCCUGAGCAGCUUGAAUUCAUUACGAAUAUUCAAAGAUUACAACUUAGUCUUAGAUUGCACUGACAAUCCAAUUACAAAGUAUCUUAUUUCCGAUACUUGUGUGGUCUUAAAUAUUCCUUUGGUAAACGCAUCGUCUGUUAAAACUGAUGGUCAACUAAUGGUUCUAAACUUUCAAGAUGGUCCCUGCUAUAGGUGUAUUAACCCGGUUCCAACAAAACCAGAAAACAUAGCAACGUGUUCAGAUAACGGUGUUAUAGGCCCAUGCGUUGGUCUAGUUGGAACGAUGAUGUCGAUUGAAACGAUAAAAAUUUUGACAGGCUUUUAUAAUAGUUCAAAUCCCUAUAAACCUAUCAUGAUGAUGUAUUCGGGUUACAUGGAUAAUAAUGGCCAAAUGUUAAAAAGUUUUAAAAUGAGAGGUAAAAAGAAAGACUGUGUUUGUAAUACAAUGAAUAGGGCUUAUAUUCAAAACUUCAACUAUUCUUUGUUUUGCGGGGACAUUCAAUAUGAUGUCCUUGAAGACCAGUACAGACUAUCAUUUUCAGAUUUAUCAGCUUUAGACUCAUACACUAUUUUAGAUGUCAGGCCAACGGAACAAUUUGAAAUUGCAAAUUUUAAAGACUACGUUAACUUACCACUUAUUAAUAUCCCCUAUACAUCUCUGAUUAGAAAAGAUCUAGACACUCUGAAAGCUGAACUGCCGAAUCAUAAGAUUAUAUGUGUGUGUAAAAGGGGUAAUGAUUCACGAUUAUCUGCUAAAUACCUACGCGACAUUGGAAUAGAUGCGUUUGAUCUAGUAGGCGGAUUGGAUGAAUAUGCCAAGCACAACAAAUUCAAUGUCUAUUGGUGA